AUGCACAGGGCCUUCAGGGUGCAACAGGGUCAGGUGGGUCCCUUCUCCAGCGAUUACCUUACUCCUGAGACGAAGGCUCCCACCUCAGGGCUGCUGCGGAAAAUCACGGCCUGGAUGCCUGUGUACAGGGCGCUGGAAUUGAAGGCAUGCCGAGGCGUGGGUCUCGGGGGUGCCGCAUUCCUCUCGGGCCAAGAGUACGGAGAGAAGCGGAAGCGCAAGCAAGCUUACUAUGGCGACAUUGGCGAGGAGUCAUCAGGGCAGAGGAGUGGGAAGAGAAGACAGAAACGACUGGCAGAUCAGCGCUGGGUCUCUGGGCCGCUGCCUGCAGUUGUGACGGCUGAGCUUGUGGAGCUGCUGAGGGGAUUGGAAGGCGCCCUGUCGCUGCAUGUCCAGCUGGAGGCGCCUCCCCACGAAACCGGAGAUGCUGCCCCCAUGGAUUUUGAUCCACCAUCGAGCUCGGGAUCUGCCGCAUUCUCCCACCUGAAGACUUCAGCAGAGCGAGUGGCGCUGGCUCGAAAGGCACAGUUGGCGAGGGUGCAGAACUGCCAGGCUGUCAGAGCUGCAUGUGUGCUGCCCCUGGACUUCACUGCUUUGAUCGGCACGCUGGAGGAUGGCAGCUACGAUGACGUUGAGGCUGUCACAGAGGAUUUAGCUGCCAUCAGCCGAUCCGCAGCUGAGCGUCUUGCGAAUGACUCAGAGACAGAGAGGCGCAGCAAGCUUCUAGCACUAGCAGACAGCUUUGCAGCGGCGGCGAAUGGAGCCAUAGUGGCGGUAGCCAAUGCUGCACGUGGCCCCUCCGGAAACUCCAAUGGGCAAAACAGCGCCCAGCGUCCUGUCCGCCCAGUCGUCUCGCGAGGCGCCCUGCCGGAAAGCAUUCAGGCCAAUCGGGAGCCUUACCUGCAAGGGGAUUGGAGGAAGGAACCCUACAUUCCCAGGCCAUAUGUACGGCUUCAGAAGUACGAGAUCGCAGAAGAGAACGAGGUCCUUGAAUACAAGUUCAAAACAGAAAAGAAGGGCAUGUGCUCUGGGCAGCACUGCACACAAGCUGGCCACCUGGGGACCUAUGUAGAUGUGCAGGAGAUAGACACCUGGGGGUGUGACUGCUACACCCGUCGCAACAUCCAUGACGCUGUGCUGGAAUCUGGAGCAUUUGGCGAGUACCGGCCUGUCACCCUUCAGGAGAGCCUGCGGCAGCCUGACAACAUCAACCCGCUGGACAAGGGCGAAGUCGUGCAUCACGAAAAGGCCCACCAGUCCAUCGAGUCCCCGGCGUCAGGAGGCCCUGCAGAGGAGGCUCACAUGAGCAAUGGCAAGGCAGACGGCGUCAAAGAUGGGAUCCCAGAUGUACAUGCAAAGGUCACGGCUUGGGUCGAGCGGGAGCUCAUGCCAGCAAUCAACAAGCAGGGUGCGUCUGGGUGGGACAUCUUGCUGGCCCUCCAGGAUGUCAAAGAGCAUGCGCAAGCGGCCGGAGACAUGUGCAGUGUCGAGGCAGCCAACGCUGUGGAGAAGCGCGUCCAAAAGGUCGGCUCCAACUACUUCAGGAUACAUCCCAAGGGUGUUGGGCUCAAGUGCUGUAGAUCGGAGGGGUUGCCGCCCUUGACAUUUGUGGAGGAGUACCUGGGAGAGGUGCACACACCAUGGCGCUGGUUUGAGAUGCAGGACAUCAUCAGGAAGACAAUGGGUGAUGAACUGCCAGACUUCUACAACAUCGUGCUCGAGAGGCCACGCGAUGACCCUACUGGCUAUGAUGUGAUGUUCAUCGAUGCUGCUGCCAAGGGAGCGUAUGCGAGCCGCAUGAGCCACAGCUGCACACCUAAUUGCCAGGCUGUGGUGAUGGCGUGUGGCGGCCGCCUGACAAUUGCCGUGUACACGCUGCGCCAUGUCUACCCCGGGGAGGAACUGACUUUUGAUUACGCAUGCGUCACCGAGAGUGAGAAGGAGUUUCGGACGGCAAUCUGCCUCUGUGGCACCAGAAACUGCAGAGGGUCAUUCCUGACUUUUGCUGGCAGUCGGGCUUUCAUGCAGAUCAUGACGCAGCGCCACAGCAUGCUGCGGCGGCAGGCGCUCCUGGUCAGGGCAGGAGCAGAGCCCCUGACCGAGCGGGACAGGGCGCGCUUGCAGGAGUUUGGGCUGCGUGAGUGUGCGCUGGGGGGUGGGGGAGGCCAGUCAAGGGUGCCGGCCUGGCUGGAGAAGUGGACAGCCCUCAUUCUGGAGUUUGUGCAGGAGGAGCAGCGCCUGCUGCCCGAGCAGCUUCUGGCGUUGCCCAGCAACAUUGUCGCAUACACGCCCUUCACAGCAGCCUCCGAGGCCAAGGGGGUGAGCGACAACAGGCUGCAGAAUGUGGUGAUCACCCUGGACAAGGUGAAGCUGUGCCUAAGCAAGCCUGGGCAGUGCCUCAACGCACCCCUGCGCCUGCUCACAGACAGCGAGGUUGCGGAGUACCUGUGGACAGGUACCAAGUCACUGGCCAGGCGCUGGCUGCGUACUGCGGCGUCGCAGCUGGCCAACCCCAGCGUGGCUCGUGCACUGAGCUCGGCCGAGGAUGAGGACGAUAUCCAGGCGGUCCUCGCCAGGCACAGGGGCCACAAGCAUCUGGAGGAGCUGGCGGUGCUGGUGCUGCAGCCGGCUGCGGAUGCGGCCGAGGGCAGGGCGAGGCUGAUGGCUCUGGCUGAGAAAGUGCGCGCCCUGGACGUGGCGUGCGGAGGCGGCCACACCGCUGCCGCCGACAUGCUGCUGCUAUACGCCUCCUCUCAGACAUGGUUCACGUCAGAGCGGGAGUACAAGGGCUUCACUUCCCCUCCGGUGCAUCUAAACCUCGAUGAUCUCAUGCUGAAGCGGGCUGUGGGCCCCGGCGUGGCUGCGCUGCCCAGAAAGGACCAAGCACCGUCCUCGUCAGCGGCAGACACGGCGUCUGCUCGCGCCGUCGAGGCUGCGGCUGUCUUGGACGACCCCCUGUUGAGCACCGGGGAUGGCUCCCUGGCUGCUGCAGCCGUGGCCAGUGGGGAGGCUGCAGAUGCGCUGACAGCAGUGCUGGACAGAGGAGAGGCGGAUGAUGCUGAUCAGGAAGAUGUAGGGGCCGGCCCAGCUGGUGGGGGGGCGGCGGUGCAGAAGGAGAAGGGAGGCAAGGCAGCGGCUGGGAGGGGCAUUGCUUCCUCAGGUCCUGAUAAGCAUGGGAGAACGCAGGUGGGCUUGGCCAAGAAGUAUGGACCAGGCUUUGUGUGGGGCCAGCUGAACGGGUGGUACAAGCAGACAGUGUUUGACCCCACGGCCAGUCUGUCAGCUGAGCGGCGAGGCACCAUCUCCAUGCCUGACAUUGAGUCGUGCUACGGGGGUUCUCGAAGCCGCUACACAGUCAAGGACCGGAACCAUCUGAUCGACCACAUUGAGAAGCGGCCAGAAGGGAUGUGGAAGAUUGGCACCAUUUGGUCAUUCCGAAACGAGGCCAAAGUGUAUGGAAGCCCCAUGUUUGAUGCUGUCUGGGCUCAGACCAUGCCUGGUGCUCCUCCAGACCCCAUGCCUGAGCUGCUGCAGAAGCUACGAUCCGCUCCUCUGCCCAAGGCGUCCGAUGCCAGAUCAGGAGCUGAGGAUGAUGCCUAG
Molecule: messenger RNA, 3597 nt
Organism: Coccomyxa subellipsoidea C-169
Lineage: Eukaryota; Viridiplantae; Chlorophyta; Trebouxiophyceae; Coccomyxaceae
Exons: 20
Coding region: 1-3597 (1198 amino acids)
Molecular function (GO): protein binding
Source: RefSeq, a predicted model, not a curated record